Cervus elaphus (red deer) is the source of this 2527-nucleotide messenger RNA. RefSeq lists its product as uncharacterized. Gene Ontology annotation, molecular function: nucleic acid binding. The coding region runs from base 273 to 1202 and encodes 309 amino acids. NCBI's taxonomy places the organism in Eukaryota, Metazoa, Chordata, Mammalia, Artiodactyla, Cervidae. The record is from RefSeq and is a predicted model, not a curated record. The transcript is spliced from 3 exons.
UCAGGCUAGAAGGAGGGGAAUACAUAAAUAAGUAUGAAUUGGCUUUUCCGGAGAUGGUCUGGGACGUGGGAUAUUUAACCCAUCAGUGUUUUCAUCCGCACCUGAUCAAGCCCACUAAGGCAGAACGGACUUCAAGGGAGAAAAUGUCUUGGACCACCUGGUGUUCUGGUUAGGCUGUACUGACCCACAGGUGAAGACACACUGAUUCCCCUUCUCCCUCUGGGAUCUGACAAGGAUUUGGACAAGAAUGACCUGCCCCUCCCCCAUACUAGAUGAUGAUGCACCCGCCGCCCAGUGCUCCACCAGGACCGGAGGCUGCCUUAAUGCCCGAUCCAGGGCCAGGUGAAGUUCCUGCAGCAGCCGAUGAUGCUCCUCUGCCAGCUCUCCGGGAGGUCGUAGAGCCGUCACCUCAGCAGGCUCCAAUCCCAGUGGCAGAAGCCUCUGGCCAACACUUCCAGGAUCUGGCUCCAGCUGAACUGCCCAAGCUAUACCUGCCUCUCCCGGUCUGCUCAACAGGUCAAACUAUAUGCUCUAAUCCGGGCCCUUCAGCUAUCAAAAGGACAGAAUCUCAGAACUGCACUGCCUGCUCACAGGUUAAUGCUGCCUCUCAGCACAGACAAAAACCUCUGGGGAUUCAGCUGAAAGGCACGAUGCCCUUCGAACACCCGGAAGUGGACUUCACUGAAAUGAAACCUCACCGACACUACCGUUUAAACCUCAAAUGGAAACUGCAUGUUGUAUAUAGGCCCCAGAGUUCUGGGAUGGUGGAACAAACCAACCAGACACUUAAAGAGACUCUCUCCAAGUGGCUCAGAGAUACUGACUGCUCCUGGGUGGACUUGCUUCCGACAGCUCUGCUCAGACUCAGGAUGACCCCAUGGUCCCAAGGCUAUUCUCCAUACGAAAUUUUGCAUGGGAGGCCCCCUCCCAUAAUAAAACAGGUGUCAACAAAUUUGCCUCAGGAAAGGGGAGAUAGGAUUUCACAGCAGAUGGAACUGGGUAAGGUAAUAAACCAAGUAACUAAGUUUGUACAAGAAAGGGUGCCAUUCUCCCUUGGGGAUCAGAUUAAUGAGUUUACGCCUGGUGACCAAGUAUGGGUCAAAGAUUGGAAACAUGAUUCACUAGCCCCUCGGUGGAAGGGUCCUUAUACUGUUAUUCUAACUACCCCUACUGCAGUUAAAGUUGCAGGUAUUGCCCCUUAGAUCCAUCAUACGAGGGUGAAGAGAGCAUACCACGCAGACCCAGAAAACGCUGAGUGGACUGCACAGAGGGACCCCACUGACCCCCAGGAGACUAAGAUCAUCCUUAAGAAGAAGAAGGAAAAGAAGAUCCUGGACGAGCCCCUUCAGGAUGAAGCUGCACAAUGAACUCUUGCUGCUUAACCUCAUCGACAUGCACAUUCAUAUGCCAACUUCCACAACACCUCCAACUGCUGGGUACGUGGGGCUGUGCCUCUGUCUGUGAUGGGUGGACUUUCCUGGCAAGUGUCACCGCUCUGCCAAGGAGAUUUUUAAACCACUCUGCUCUUUUCUGGAACAACAAAAAGAGACUUUCCUUUCUCUUGUCAAUCAUAAUCUCUCCCUGCUCUCUUGGUGUAAGACAGACCUACAGUCAAUAGACUCAGGUCUUGGGGUUACAUAUUAUGUAAACACCAGUUUCAUAGAAGUAACAAAAGUGGUAAUCCAUAAUAGAAUGGCUUUGGACAUACUCACAGCUGCUCAAGAAGGGACCUGUGCUAUAAUUAAGGUUGAAUGUUGUGUAUAUAUUCCUGAUUUAUCUGACAAUGUAUCAGCUGCUUUAGAUGUCAUGAAAAACCAGGUAAAAGCAAUGUCAAAUGAAAACAUUCCUUUCUGGACUUGGGUACUAGCUUGGGUGAAGGGUGAUUGGUGGAAAACUAUAUUUACCAUUGUUAUAGUUGCCUUGAUAGUUCUGCUCUGUGGACCCUGCAUUUUGCAAUGUAUUAUGAACUUUGUAACCCAAGGUUGGUGUCGUUCUGCCAAAUUGGCAGUUGGAGAGCCAAGAUGCAAUAUAUCCUUAUGAAUGAUACUCAUACUAUGAGUCAAGAGCAUCAAGAGGGGGAAUGAAGGAAGAAACAGAAUAGGCUCUCUCUUGAGGGUGGGACUCCAUCUUGGGCCGGACUGUGGACUUUGAGCUAUACGCCCAGUAUCUAUGGAAAUGACAUACCAACUGGGAAACCAAACCCCAGAAGGAAGAGUCCCUGGGCUCUGCAUCGCCUAAAAGAAUACCCUAAUUAGCUGUGUAACCAAAUAGAAUCAUACAUUCAAUUAUGCUUAUUGGGAUAUGACCACAGGCCUAUUGAUAAUUGUCCACUGUUAACUACCCAGGCUUAAGGCAUAUGAUCUUGGGUUAUUUUGAUUGUAUCUUUCUUUUUCCUUCGUUCAGACCAGUUUCAGGGAAUCUUAUACACUUAGGGUACAUAAGGUUUCCACAAAAACUGGUCAGGGUCUUUGGCUAAGAGGAGACUCUGCCUUGGGCCCGCCGGUGCAAUAAACUGCACUCCACCAUC